CAGCCAAGAAAUUUCCAGGCAAUCUAGCUCGGGAAACCCAGCCGCCCAUACGAUUUACACUUCACACUUCGCUGUUUCAUCAUAAUCCCACGCCUCACGAGUAUAACAUAGGAGUUCUUAGGUCACUCGAUACCACAGUGUAUGUUGAAUGCAUAAGAGGCCACCAUGGGAAAAGAAAAAGGCGGAUUUUUAACCCCAAAGGCGAUUGCCAAUAGGAUCAAGGCAAAGGGUCUUCAAAAGUUGAGAUGGUACUGUCAGAUGUGUCAAAAACAGUGUCGUGAUGAGAAUGGAUUCAAAUGUCACCUGACCUCGGAAUCUCACCAGAGACAAAUCUUACUGUUUGCAGAGAAUCCGGAUCAAUAUGUUGAUGACUUUUCCAGCGACUUCAAGGAUGGUUAUGUGGAGCUCUUGAGGCGCAGGUUCGGUACGAAACGAGUGAGUGCAAACCAGGUCUACCAGGAGUAUAUCAACGACAGAGACCACGUGCAUAUGAACUCGACCCAGUGGGAAACACUGACUACAUUUGUUAAAUGGUUAGGACGGGAAGGUCACUGUGUUGUGGAUGAAACUGAAAAAGGCUGGUUUGUAACAUACAUCGACCGAGACCCGGAAACUAUCAAACGGCAGGAGGCGCUCGCGGCCAAAGAAAGAAUGGAGAUGGACGACGAAGAAAGGAUGCAGCGACAGAUUGAAAAACAGAUUGAGAGAGAUGCGAAGGUGGCGAAAUGUGUACCCAAGACUGAGUUCACUGAGUUGAAGAGAGAUAAUGAGGAAGAAAAAGUUGUGUUUAGUCUUGGAGGAAGUGGGAAGACAGCGGAGGAAUCAUCGACGUCUAAAACUUUGCUGGGAGCCAAUGCAUUAGGUUCAACAGAGGCAUCCACAAGUGAUGCAGCAUCAACUAGCUUUGCUGGACAGAAGAGGAAGUCUGCCUUAGAUGAUAUCAUGAAGGAGGAAGCGCUGAAGAAAGAAAAAAUGAACAGAAAGGAUAAUUGGGUGACUAAAGGCAUCGUUGUAAAAGUGCUGGCCAAGAAACUUGGAGAGAAAUAUUACAAGAAAAAGGCUUACAUCAAGGAUGUUGAGGAUGAGUACACUGCCGUCAUAAAAAUGAUGGACUCUGGAGCUAAACUGAAGGUUGAUCAGGCUCAUCUAGAAACGGUCUUGCCAGCUUGUGGGAAACAAGUCUUGGUUGUGAAUGGUGCGUACCGAGGUGAGGAAGCCACAUUGCUUGAGUUAAAUGAGAAGAAGUUCUCUUGUUCGAUAAGGAUCAGUCAGGGUCCCCUGAAAGGUAGGACUGUGGAUGAUGUCCAGUAUGAAGAUAUCAGCAAAUUGUACUCAUGACGAAAGGAUAUUAUUUGACUUUUUAUUGAACACAGUGGAAUUUUAAAAAUGUGUUGAAUAUUUUUCUGUUUUGACUGUGAACGUGGAUACUUCGACAAUGUGAUUCAAUUCGGAUUCGAUACCUCAAAGGAUGGCGAAAUCAGGGUGAAUGUUUUAUUAACUAUAUUGCAAGCAAAUUCUGGAGUUCAAUCUGUUUAAAAAAUAUGGGUCAAGGUUCAUUCUUUAUGUAUUUAAUACGAAAACUUUAUACCUUGAUAUUUUGGUUGCAUGCAGUCUGGAAUAUCACAGUUACUCAUUUCAUCAACUCUGGCAAAUUUAUUGUACACUCUUGCACAGUUUUUGCAGCAAGAAAUGCCACGGUGAUGUGAAAUGGUUCAUCCACCAUCAGUUUCUUGAAUGCACCCCUUUGAUUUAAAAGUAAAAAUGGUCUGUGCUGCGGCUUUGAGACAAGGAACAGCAAGUUACUGCGACCCGGAAAAUAUUUGUGGCAGGUUUUAUAUGCGGUUGCGUUAGUCUACCUUUUACCACAAAACUUUACAAUUGAGGCAAUAUUUAUUUGUUGAAUUACGAUAGCCAGAAUACAUAAUGUAUGGACAAAGUGACAUUUUACCCUAAAGUAACCACAAACUUCUGCUGUCAAUAGAAAUAGCAGGACAUUUAUUCAAGUUCACCAACUUAUCCAUCUCCUCAUGGUUCUGUCCUGCACCUCAACUCUUCUUGUUGUUGGUUUAUAGUAUACAGUUGUUCAAAAUGGAUCAUGAGUAAAAGUUAUAUGCAUAUAAGUUUGCAUCAUAUUGCAUACUCGCAAAAUAAAUGCUGGAUUAUGUGAAUGUCGCCUAUCGGUGUAGGAUGAACUAUUCAAAACUGGUUAUAAUGUCAAAUAACCGAACAGGCAGCUCCCCCUGUAGUUCUUUCAUGCAAUGUUGUUUGUAUUGUAAAUAAAUAUUGUUUUGUAAUGGUGAAUUUUAA
This is a messenger RNA of Lineus longissimus, 2307 nucleotides long. RefSeq names its product DNA/RNA-binding protein KIN17-like. Gene Ontology annotation, cellular component: nucleus. The transcript is spliced from 10 exons. Gene Ontology annotation, biological process: DNA damage response; DNA replication. The record is from RefSeq and is a predicted model, not a curated record. Bases 166 to 1338 code for a protein of 390 amino acids. NCBI's taxonomy places the organism in Eukaryota, Metazoa, Nemertea, Pilidiophora, Heteronemertea, Lineidae. Gene Ontology annotation, molecular function: double-stranded DNA binding.